Messenger RNA from Laetiporus sulphureus 93-53, 628 nucleotides. RefSeq lists its product as uncharacterized. The transcript has 6 exons. The coding region runs from base 124 to 477 and encodes 117 amino acids. Lineage: Eukaryota; Fungi; Basidiomycota; Agaricomycetes; Polyporales; Laetiporaceae. The record is from RefSeq and is a predicted model, not a curated record.
UCUGGUCAUUCAGGCAGUAUAUAACGAUGAGUCGCGCGCCAAGCCUGAGGGGCAUAUUUAAAGUCUCUCCGAGAACUGUUCUGUCUUAUAUUGGCCGUUGCCACCGACGUUGAUACCUCUACAAUGUCGAACGUGUCUGUCGCAAGCCUACUGGCUCAGGAAGAAGUGGUUGACUUUCAGCAAAUAUACAUCAACAACUACUGCUAUCUCGCAGCUGCUGCCCUCAUCUUCUACGAGUACAUCGUGACUUUUUCUCAAGAGGUUCAUGUCAUCUGGGGAGCCAGGCUGACCACUGUCACGGUCAUCUUUGCUAUUAACCGUUAUAUGCUCAUGGUGGAAGGCAUUAGUUUGGCACUGAAUGUCGUCUGGUGGCAUACUCCACUGCUGCGAUGCUGUCAACAUAUUGAACAAGGUGACAAGUGUUGUUCUUCAGGCUGUGACAGCAAGCUUUUCCGCAUUCCGCACAUAUGCUAUUAGCGGACACCAGGUCGUCCCUGCAUUGCUGGUAUUGCUACUGGGGGUAGCUCAAGUCGGCGACAACGUCGUUGCAUAUACAGAAGUCCAAGACACGCUCGUCGAUUACAUAGGCAGCUAUCCUGUGUGUGACUAUAAAACCCUUACAUACGUC